AUGAGGGAGCGAAAGGAGGAGCCUGAUAAGCUGAUGCUGCCGGCUUCCCCGGUGAAGUCAUCGCUCACUAGCUCCCCUCCUCCCUAUCAGGCCCCCGCCCCCCUCUAUCCUGUGCUGAGAGUAGAGCAGGGCUGUCUCUCUGGUGGGGAUGGCCAAGUGUUAGAGGUUACAGGACGCUAUGUAGAUUGUGAAGUAUCUAAAGGAUCCAAACGGCCAACUCCAACACCGAAGAGUGGAAUAUUAAAGCAAAAUUCUACUUUUGUCGGUGAGGAGGGAGCCUGUGGCGGAGCACAAGCCCCGCCCAUGAAACAGUCACCUCAGCAGGAGGAGAGUGAAGAAGAUAGGGCUGUGCGGCUGGUUGAAACAGUUAUAUCAACUUUAGAGCAACGAUAUCAGAUUUCUGAUGAUGAGUUAGGGAGUGUAGUUGUUGCACCACAGGUGGGGAAAGGUGAGGUGUGCGGCCUUUAUGAGGACGCAUACGAGGGAUGGUUAUCCGGCACACUUGAUGAUAACAUUCAAGUGGGCGCCUGUGGGAAGCAGAGACUUGAAGCAGGGCCAGAGCUAGGAGGGGCCUUUCACAAUAGGGUAGUUAGAGAAAAAGCAGGAAGAGGCAGAGUAGUAAGGCCCAAACCCGGAAACAUACCACACCCCAUGGUGCGUCGAAGUCAGGAUGAGAGGGAAAAUCUUUCUUUGCCUGGGGAAUUUCCCCUGGUGGUGACCGCUGGGGGUCACAUGAAAUACAAGCCAUACGGAGUGGGAGAUGUUAAUGCAUUGACUGAAUUAUUACCUCCUAUUACAGACGGAGGUGCAGGAUGGUUGAGAGAGUUUGAUAGAGCAACAACAGGUGUUCAAUUGGCUCUGGGAGAUUUCAGAGCUGUAGUUGCCAGAUGUGUCAAAGGCACAGCUCUGGAUGACAUAGAGAAGAUAGCGGGCACAGCAUUGAUGGUUGAUAGCACCCCAUUUUGUCGGGUUGUGAAUGUAAUAUCACACGCAUUACGUGAAAAAUACCCCACUCCAAAUGCUGCUAAGAUUUUGAAGCUGUUGUGGAAGCCUGAUCAAACUCCAAGGGAGUACAUAGAACAGGCUAAAGCUACGUGGGCCCUUAGAACAGGCCAGCAUCCCGGUAGAGAAGGGAUGCAACAACUGUGGUUCAGAGAAGCUGUGUUAAAAGGUGUGCCCGAGCAGGUCAGAGUGGCCAUGUUAGAUAACCCCGACAUGGAGGGGGCGGAGUCUCACGUGUGGGAGAAGCAUCUGGUGCAUCGCCUGCAGAAAGCUCAUGAUGAGGCUAUUAUUAAAGAUGAGGACACAGAUAAGAUGAAAGAGCAAUUGGACCUGCGCGAGGAACAAAUUGGGGUGGCCGUGGGGUCGGUAGAGGAAAUUGGGGUUCACGUGGUGGUCAACGGGGAGGAGGCGGCGGCAUGGGCAGACAAAGGGGUGCGCCGGGAGGAGGUCGAUAUGUGCCCGGAACUGUGUGCUUUAACUGUGGUCAGACUGGACAUUGGUCAAGAGAGUGCCCUGAACCACCUCAACCAGAGAGGCCUGGGCAUAGGGGGAGGGGCAGACCCCCUGGUGCCACUGAGGGUUCAAGGACGCAACCUGCCCUUUUUAGUGGAUAAGGGAGCUACAUACUCCACCAUUCGUACUGCUCCUGAAGACAUCCCACUGUCGGACACCAGAAUCAGUGUGAUCGGCUUCUCUGGGGUACCUAUGACCCUGCCAGUAACCGCCCCUUUAAAGACUGAACUAGGACGCCAGUCCUUAACACAUUCAUACAUGGUUUCAUCACAAGUUCCAGUUAAUUUAUUGGGCAGGGACCUGCUCAUUAAGCUUGGAGCUACUAUCAUGUGUGGAGCUGAUGGAUUAACAGUGACUUUGAAAGAUGGCACACAGCUGUCCUGUUUGCAAUCAGGAAUGAGGGGACAGUGGCUGCUAUCAGAGGAUUGUGAACGCACAGCACAGAUUUACUGGGCGCGACUGACCACAUCAGAUCGAAUUCUGGCACAGUACCAACUCUGGCGUCCCUGGAUAAUGUCCAUGUCUGUUUAUUCACCCCCGCGUGACCCCUACCACGUGACCUUGUUUUACGAUCGCGAGCAUACUGAGUGGUUUGAGGAUCUAUUUAAUGAGUGUUUAGAUGAGAAAGUUUGGGAGCUUAACUCUCAGGACAUCUAUGUUGGUUCAGCUGGAGUGGCAGCGUUUGUUGCGCUCCCUGAGGAUCAAAUGAGUUGGUAUAGAAUGGGUGAUGAAGCAGUUCCCCACGUGUCGUUGGCAAUACAUGAGGGUCAUCAAGCAAAAGAUUUAGGCCCAAUGGUGAGAGCAGCCAUAAGGGCCACAGAUUGGCAGCAAACACAACUCACUGAUGUCUCAUACUCACCCAGUUGUAAAACGUAUCGGAUUUCUGUGACGGUCACUGAUCAGAGUGUUUUAGAACACAAACAUUUAAAGCGAACACAUGGAAGGGAGAAAACAGAUCAUGAGGAAGCUGUUAAAGGCCUAGCUGAACUCCCUGACACUCUGUGGUCUAAGGGUCCCACUGAUGUGGGUUUAAUAUUUUGUUCACCCAUCACAUUUGAGUUAAAAGAUGACACCCCUAUUUGGCGUUCACAAUACAGACACAGUCCAGAGGCAGAAAAUGGGAUUGCAGAAACAAUUUCAGGGCUCUUGCAGGUGGGUGUGCUGGAGCUGUCUUCCUCUGCAUGGAAUACUCCAAUCCUCCCAGUUGAAAAAUCAGGCACGGGCAAGUAUCGCAUGGCACAUGACCUUAGGGCAAUAAACACUGUCCUUAAGACACCAACAGUACCUGUACCAAAUCCCUACACAGCUUUGACUAAUUUAUCUCCAGAUCAGCGGUGGUUCACAUGCAUAGAUUUGGCAAAUGCUUUCUUUUGUCUCCCUCUGCAUCCAUCUUUGAGAGAUAUUUUUUCAUUUACUUACAGGGGCCAGCAGCUGCGUUACACUCGGUUGCCGCAGGGCUUUGCCCUUUCACCUGGGAUUUUUAAUCAGGUACUUAAAAAUGCUCUUUCUCCAUGUGUAUUGCCUGAAGGAUGCACACUGAUCCAGUAUAUGGACGAUUUGCUGAUUGCUGCUAAAACAGCUGAUGCUUGCUUUCAAGCGACAAUGAUGGUGCUUCGUCAGCUGGCCAAAACAGGCUUUAAAGUAAGUAGAGACAAACUUCAACUUGUCAGAACUGAAGUUACAUUUCUAGGUCGUGUGGUGGCGAUGCAGACGGUGGGCAUGUUGGCAUCCCAAAGGGAAACAAUUAUGUCACACCCCCAGCCACGUACUGUUAAAGAAAUGUUGUCAUUUCUUGGACUUACAGGUUACAGUAGACACUACAUUCCUGACUAUUUGGGCAAAACCAAACCUUUGCGGGACUUGGUGAAAGAACACGGUAUGAGAGACCUCACAGCUAAUCUGAACUGGACCACUGAAGCUGAAAUGCAGUUCAUAGAACUAAAACAGGCCCUGUCUCGUGCAGCAGAUUUGGCAAUCCCCGAUUAUAACUCUGAUUUCUAUGUUGAUGUUUCUGAAACAAAUGGAGUGGUGAAUGGUGUUUUGUUUCAGAAAAAAGGGGGAAGGAGACGAGUGCUGAUGUAUAUCAGCAUUGGCCUGGAUAAUAUGGAAAAAAGACACCCCACGUGCACACAGCAUGCAGCGGGGGUAGCAAAAAUAAUUCAGAAAGUGGCCCACGUUGUGAGAGGACACCCACUGAAAGUGCUAACAACACACAGUGUGGUGGCCUACGUGAAUUCACAGGUAUUCACAAUGACCCCAUUGAGACAACAGAGACUGACUAAGAUUCUGGAGUCUCCAAACUUGACCUUCACACAUGAAGGGAUCAACAUGGCAGACCAGAUGGGAGGGGGGACACCUCAUGACUGUGCACAAAUCGUAGAGGUUGAGGAGAAAGUAAGGUCAGAUCUGAGAGCAGAACCGGUGAAUGAGGCAGAUGAUUAUUUCACAGACGGGUGUUGUUUUAGGGAUCCGAGUGAAGGAUUGAAAACAGGUUAUGCAGUGGUGAAAGGAGUCGGAAACCAGCUGCAUGUGGAGAAAUCAGGAAUACUGGAAGGACCUCAGUCAGCACAGAGAGCAGAGCUUAUUGCAGUGAUAGAAGCUCUAAGAUUAGGGAAAGGAAAAAGGGUUAACAUUUAUACAGACUCAGCAUAUGUGUUUGGAGCAGCACAUGUGGAACUGGGGCAAUGGAGGAGGGCUGGAUUUAGAACAGCCUCAAAUAAACCAAUCAAACACGAGGAGGAGAUGAGACAGCUGGAGGACGCUCUGAAAGAACCUUUGGAGGUGGCCAUCAUAAAGUGUAAAGGGCAUGACGAUUCCAACACUUGGGUGGCAAAAGGAAACAGAGCAGCUGACGAAGAAGCAAAACGGGUGGCAGGCUAUCAAGAAGGAAAACAAAUGGUAAGUAUGGGUAUGGAAUGGGGAAACCUGCCAGCCCAACAGCGAGAGGACAUUGAAAAGGCGCAAAAAAGAGCCUCGCCUGAGGAAAAGGCGGUGUGGCAGGAGAGAGGGGCCGUACAAUCAGAAGGAUUGUGGAGAGGACCCGACGGGCGGCCAGUACUCACCGCAGAAAUGGCCCAGGAGAAAAUUAAAGAAGCUCAUGGGCUAGGACAUGUAGGAGUGGGCCAAAUGGAGAGGGACUUGUGUCAUUGGUGGCAUCCCUACAUGAAAAACAUGGUAAGGGAACACGUGAGAACAUGCUUGAUCUGUGGGCAAUAUAAUCCAAACCCCACCGUGAAACCAGAAAUGGGUAAGUUUCCUUUGCCAGGAAGACCAGGCCAGGAAAUUGUGAUUGAUUAUACUGACAUGAUAACUACCGUUCGAGGGUUUAGAUAUCUGUUGGUGUGUGUGGAUGCUCUGACCGGCUGGCCAGAGGCGUGGCCAACACGCAGAGAAGACAGUAAAACGGUGAUCAAAUGUCUGGUGAAUUAUUAUGUCCCCUGGCAUGGAUUUCCAGAGAAGGUAAGAUCAGAUAAUGGCACUCACUUUAAAAAUCGAGAUCUCGGUGAGGUGGAAUGUAUGUUGGGGUUGCAACAUAGAUAUGGUACAGUUUACCAUCCACAACCUCAGGGAAAAGUGGAGAGAAUGAAUCAAAAUCUGAAAAACAAAUUGGCAAAAAUCUGUGCACAGACAAACAUGAAUUGGGUUGAUGCUCUUCCCAUAGCACUUAUGAGUGUGAGGUGCUCCGUUAAUCAGAGCACCGGGUUUACCCCAUAUGAACUGCUGACAGGGAGACAGUUUCCAGGCCCUGCAGCAGGUGUAAGAGAAUUAAGGGAGGGAGUAAAUGUGUCUGAACAUGUGAAACAGUUUAAAGCACUAAAAGCUCUUGUCUCUAGUUUCACUACUCAGGUGAGAGACCCAACCGGAAAGGAGGUGACCACGCCGGAGGUGAAGUGGGUGUGGCUGAAGGUGUAUAAGCGGAAGUGGGACGAGCCGAGGUGGACAGGACCUUUCGAGGUGACCACUCGAACCUCUCAUGUGGUCCAUCUGAGAGGCAAGGGCGACACUUGGUAUCACUGGAGCCAGUGUGCGGCGGCAGAGGAGCCUAGGCGGUCGGAGAGGCUCUUAGUGAAAAAGGGGGACACGGCCGUGACCCCAAAGAACGCAGAUCUUAGUAAAGAAGGGGCAGAAUAAUCCCCUGAUCUGUGCAACGACCAAAGGGUAGUCUACCCCGGAGGUUGAAGAGAGAAGUCGAGAAUCACCCGACUGGAAGAUAUUGAUAGCUGUAGUAAUA
This is a messenger RNA of Oreochromis niloticus (Nile tilapia), 5746 nucleotides long. RefSeq lists its product as uncharacterized. Bases 1 to 5646 code for a protein of 1881 amino acids. Gene Ontology annotation, biological process: proteolysis; DNA integration. Lineage: Eukaryota; Metazoa; Chordata; Actinopteri; Cichliformes; Cichlidae. Gene Ontology annotation, molecular function: RNA-DNA hybrid ribonuclease activity; aspartic-type endopeptidase activity; nucleic acid binding. The transcript has 3 exons. The record is from RefSeq and is a predicted model, not a curated record.